CCUCACCUUUUCCCCACACAUGCACCAGUUAGAGCGAAUUGUUUGUUUAAGAAGCUGAAAGAAGACUGGGUCGAGGAAGCAGCAGUGCAUUGCGGUAUUUUUUUUGUUUUAAGUGAGGCAUUUUUUAUUGUCCAGUCAUGAGUUCAGACACUCAGAAAGUCACUGUGUUUUUCGUUGUUACUUUUCUUCUUUUCGUCAAUACAUGGCUGCUGUUCCAAAUUGCUUUAGGAUAGAAACCCUUAAAGAAGCUGGAUACCUUUUUCACUUUUGAGGAUGUAAAUGAGUGACUUUUGUUUUGUCAGAUCCUGCAGCGUGAUUAUCUUUGCACUACUGUGAUGGACUUUCUCUAAGGGUAUAAUAACAGGCCAAGUGCAGUGACUCAACAGUGAAAGUCUCUUUUUGGCUGACAAAGGAGUUGCAAUCAAGUUCUUAUAAUCACACUUCUUCCAGAGAACUACUGAAUGUUAAAUUGGUAUUUUAUUUUUUAAAAUCGUUGAUGAUUGUAGAGAUUACGCUUUUAUUUUGAAAGAUUCUGUCCUUUUUUUCCAGAAUUUGUUUUGUAAACGCAAUUUGCAACGGUUAUGAAUGUUUAUAUUUAGCUUUUAAGCACCUUGAUAGUUAAUAAAAUAUUUCAAAUGUUAUUUUAAUAAUUACCGCUAAUGGUAAAGAAAAAGAAGCUAGCUCUGGAAGCGGCAAAUUCUACAAGAUAACUGCAAUUUUGGAGCAAAUGCAUUUACGGUACAAGUGACGCUUACACCGAAGCUGGAUGUUGGUUAAAACGGUUUUGGUAAACUAAAAAGCCGGUUAGACCGACGAAAGUGCCCGACAUGACCGGAGGAGGAUAAACGGUCAACGGUACACAGCAGGUGCCCGCACUUGCGUCGUCUCCGUAGGCUCAGCUGGUCGGUGUUAACGGUAAUCUGGCUAACAGAGACGGAGGCAGCAGCGAGCCGGUUGAAGCUAUGGCUAAGUCUGCUGGCUGUUGUUGGUCAUUUGGUGUUUUACAUUAGCAACGUUAGCCCGGUCCUGCUCUGCCUUUAACGUUCGGCUGUUUUAAUCGGAGACGGUGCGCGACCUUGGGGGGACGGUGUCAUGGAUCUGACGCGGUUGGCGGUGGAUGCUGGUCAGUUCAUUAACCGGGCGGUUCAGUACACCGGAGAGAGUCUUGGUCAAGCCGAGAAGACUGAGUUGGACCACGGGUUGGAGGAGCUCAUAACCCGGGCAGACGCCACCAAGACCUGGACGGACCAGAUAAUCUCCCAGACGGAGGUUUUACUGCAGCCGAGCCCUGGAGCACGGCUGGAGGAUCGGCUGUAUGCCCAGCUGGAGUGGAGUGUCCCACCUCGCCCACGACCACAUGAGUUAUUGGGAGAUGAAAUGAUCCAGGCCGGGAUGGAAAUUGGAUCUAACACACCCUAUGGAAGUGCCCUGAUGAGAUGUGGAGAAGCUCAGAAGCAGCUCGGCGAUGCAGAGAAGCAGUUUGUGCAAAGCACUAACAUUCACUUUCUCACUCCUCUACGAAGUUUCACAGAGGGAGAAUACAGAGCCAUACAGGAUGAGCGUAAGAUGCUGGUGAAUAAGCGUUUGGACUUGGACAUAGCUAAGACUAGGCUGAGGAAAGCCCACGAGGCCGACCGAGAAGCCAGAAACCUGAAUGCAAACCCACUGGAUGACGACUACUUGUCUCAUGUCUCCUACAUGUUCAGCUUCCUGCGUGUUAAAUGGCUAAAGAUAUGGGCUCAGGAAAUUUCUCAGGCAGAGAUGGAGCUGAGGAUCUGUCAGAGUCUUUUCGAUCGACAGUCAGAAAUUACAAGACGGGUUCUGGAAGGAAUCAGCAACACUCAUACCAACCAUAUGCGCUGCCUCUCUGAUUUUGUGGACGCUCAGGCCUGUUACUUUGCUCAGUGCAACCAACAUGCUCAGGAGCUUCAAAAACAGCUAGCCAGCAUUCCAGCAGUCCUCUGCUCCAAUAACUGGCAGUCAGCAAUUAAUAAUGCAGCUAAUGAGCCAUCAACGAGCAACCAUGUUGCUAAUGAGCCCGUCGAGUUGAAUCAGGUCACUCCGAUGCCUGUACGCGUGCAUCAACUUCCUGACUUUGACCAGGACUCAUGGACUGUAAAUUCACCGCCCAAAACUGAAAAGAACACAAGGGAUCCCUCUUUAACCGCACUGCCAACUGACCCGCUGAAUAACAACAAUAACAACAACAACAACACCUUCUCCACCGAUGGCCAAACAGCCAGGCACUCCUCCGAGAUCAACAGCCUUGACCUUCUCUGUACAUUGAACCAGACGCCUCAGCUCCAACCACCCAGCAGGACGAUCAACACAUUGACCGACGCUGCUCCAGCUUCUUCUCAAACCGUGACAUUCAGUGCUUCAGCAAUCAACGGGGCAGAUAGUGUGACAACAGCAGCAGCUUCGCCACCUUCACAACCUUCUCAGACAGCAAAUGCAGUAACAGCUGAGAGCGUGACAGCCAAUGAAAAGGCUGCUGAUCCCCAAACAACCCAUGGAACUGGCGAGCAGCCCAUUGCCAAUGAAGAAGAUGUCCAGGAGUCGAGUAUCUACGCUGAUGUCUAAGCAUCUGAGCUGGCACUGACUUUGACUGCAGCUUUAGUGGUAAUUAUGAUGUCGGUGUUGCUAACCCAAGAAAACAGACUGUACUAGGAAGCUGCAUCAUCAUAAUAACAUGUUACGGUAAAACAGUUUAAUUAAUCCCGUAGGAAAGAUGAUUUGAAGUGGUUGUAAAAGUGCUUAUUUUUCUAACCGUGUUAUAGUGCCACAAUCAUUUUAGCCUUUAGUGAUAUUCAUAUAUUAUUCAUGUUGUAAGAUAAUGAUGACUGUUGAGUAUCAGUCUUCACUUGUGGUAGUAGAUGUAAGAUCUGCUCUGUGUGUAAUAUUUCCUGGCUUCAGGCUGGAAGACAAGGCUGACUGACUGUUAUUUUAUUUGCAAUGUGAAGCUGUUUUCAGUCGGUAUCUGUGAAACACUAACAAAAUCUUUAUUUUUACAUUUAGCUAAAAGAGCGAGCUAAUCAAACUUUGUGCCAAGUCUGUGUGUGCAUAUCUGCGGUAUACACGAAUUUAUGUGCGAGUAUCCCAGAGUGUGUCUGUCAGUGACCCAUGUGUGCUUGUGUUUGCAGCUAACCCCAAACCUGUGACACCUUUAAAAAGAAGUGAAAGUGCAUGUUGUGACUCUGCCACCUCUUGACUCAUGUUUCUAUAAGGUGAGGUCAUUUUCCAUACUAAACACUGGGUCACUUCACUCUAUGUGUGUGUGUGUGUGUGUGUGUCUGUGAGCCCAGGGAAGUGACAGUGGAAGGUUGAACAGGACCUUUAUGCUUCCUUGUACGCACUCUGGGUGUUUCCCCAUGCACAUGCUCAUAUUCACGUACUCGUUUUCUUUUUACCAUUUUACCCCCUUAAAGCCCCUAUUAGGUGAAAUGGGUAGAAAUUUCCACGUCCAGAUGUUGUUAAUUUUCUUCACGAGGGCAGCCCUGCGCCGAUCCGCUGUGAUGUGGGUGCACUCAGGGGACCCAAGAUGGAAACACACACAUUAAUGUAGCAUACUGUAAUGUAAUGACCAACCAGCUCUAUAUGUUUAUGUCCCAAAGGUGUGUUUGGGUAGCUGCAAGUUUUCACAUUGUAACCGCUGCCACUUUUCAACUACAUGCGGUCAUGAUUCAGUCACGUGUUGUUGAGCUGAUGUCAGUGCAAUGUUGGAGUUUUCACUCGAUUCAUGUGAAGAUGUGGAAAUAAAUAUGCAAACAGUGAUGUCAUGCCAAUCCAAAA
This is a messenger RNA of Acanthochromis polyacanthus (spiny chromis), 3792 nucleotides long. Its product is annotated as endophilin-B1-like. The coding region runs from base 1093 to 2583 and encodes 496 amino acids. Gene Ontology annotation, cellular component: cytoplasm. The transcript is spliced from 10 exons. NCBI's taxonomy places the organism in Eukaryota, Metazoa, Chordata, Actinopteri, Pomacentridae. Gene Ontology annotation, molecular function: protein binding. The record is from RefSeq and is a predicted model, not a curated record.